Messenger RNA from Striga asiatica, 1099 nucleotides. NCBI's taxonomy places the organism in Eukaryota, Viridiplantae, Streptophyta, Magnoliopsida, Lamiales, Orobanchaceae. The record is from the annotation of a GenBank genome assembly.
CUCCUAUAUAACUUAUAAAUUUUUAUUUGUAUAUGUAAAAAUAUUCAUAAUUACUCCUCCAAACCCGCAAGUAUAAAAGGUGAUGAUUGUAAGAGUCAACCGAGCAUUACUUCAUUUCCGUUGUUUUCACGCUACUGCGCUAGUCGUCCUCUCCUCAAACCACAGACCACACUGCUUUGGGAAUUUUUGACCCUCAAACGAUGUCGUGGCAAUCUUACAUCGACGACCACUUGAUGGCGGAGGUUGACAACUGCCACCUCACCGCCGCGGCCAUCGUUGGCCAUGACGGCAGCGUUUGGGCCCAGAGCUCAAACUUCCCCCAGUUCAAACCUAAUGAGGUACAAGCUAUCCUGAAUGAUUUUGAUAGCCCGGGUACAUUAGCCCCCACUGGAUUGUACAUUGGGGGCACCAAGUACAUGGUGAUUCAAGGUGAACCUGGUGCUGUCAUCCGUGGAAAGAAGGGAUCUGGUGGAGCUACUAUCAAGAAGACCAAUCUUGCUUUGAUCAUUGGCCUCUAUGAUGAGCCCAUGACUCCUGGUCAAUGCAACAUGGUGGUUGAGAAGAUUGGUGAUUAUCUUAUUGAACAAGCGGAUAUCUUCUUAAUGUUGUGUGGAAGUUAUGGUUUUCUUGGUGACUCUAAGAAGAGUGCUCUUUUCCAAAAUGAGUUGAAUAUAAAUGGUUUGUAUGCCUAAACUCAAAACUUUGUGGUUAUUUAACUGUUUGUUAUGAUUCCCUGCCAGUAAAUCAUCUAUUUUUGGCUGUUAAUUCCAUGGUUACAUGAACAUGAGAGCAUCUUUACAAAUACACAAUUGUCAUUGAUACUUUUUCGUUUUUUUUUUGGGGCUUUGUCGUGUGUAAGGGGUAUUGUGAGCAUGCAAUUAGCCGUCACGGUUUUGAUGUUGUUUUUCUCCAUUAUUGUUAUGGUUUCUUUUAUUGGUCCUUCCGUGAUCUCUCCCAGUUUCUUUGUGACCUCCAUACCCGAUUCUUUAUUUGUGCUUCAUAACUUGCCACUUGAUACGUUUGUAAACUAAUCGAAUUGAAGCGGAUACUCAACUAUUCGAUUCAGAUUCAUAAAAAUAUUUGAGUAUUUGAAUUCAUA